Messenger RNA from Sipha flava (yellow sugarcane aphid), 3299 nucleotides. Its product is annotated as chondroitin sulfate synthase 1-like. The record is from RefSeq and is a predicted model, not a curated record. Gene Ontology annotation, cellular component: Golgi cisterna membrane. NCBI's taxonomy places the organism in Eukaryota, Metazoa, Arthropoda, Insecta, Hemiptera, Aphididae. Bases 293 to 3034 code for a protein of 913 amino acids. Gene Ontology annotation, molecular function: glucuronosyl-N-acetylgalactosaminyl-proteoglycan 4-beta-N-acetylgalactosaminyltransferase activity. The transcript is spliced from 6 exons.
GUGUCGGACGUCAGUGCGUUCGUGCUGUUCGGACGCUCAGUUCUUGUCGUCGUCGACGCCGUGUCCGUCCGUCGUAUUCGCAGUGCCGCCGGUCCGGCGCGCGGUUACCGUAACUCGUCGAAUUGUUCCCGGUCACAUUGGUGACCGAACGUGUUCGUACCCGGUCCGUGCACGUAUAUUAUAAUCAUUUCAGCUUCCUCGAUAUCGUGCGCUACUUACGCGUCGUCAUGCGAAAUCCGUCCUCGCCGUAGCAGUGCGUCACCGCAGCGCUUACGCGGACGAUGAACUGCCGAUGGCCACCUCGACCACCAACAUCGCCGACCGCCACGGUCGGUAUCACGGACUACCGGCAUCGCCGACGGCGGUCACCUAUUUGCAACAGCAGCAGCACCCGUACAAGCCGGUCGCCUACAAGAAACUCCGCGGCAGCACGUCCGGCGGCACCAAGAAGAAGUUGCCGGGAAACCGAAGACGGCGCGUGACGCACGUGUUGGCCGGCAUCGUCUUGGGACUGUUGGUCGGCUACGCGUUCGGCGGCGGGUCCUACGACCGGCUCCGCUUGUACGCCGGCUGCGGUGGUGGCCACGGCGGCGGCGGCGGCGGCGGUGGUGUCUUCGGCCGAUCGGUUCUACGGCCGUUGCGACCGCCCGCGCCAACCGACACUUUGAACGACAUCGUCAUCGACAACGGCCGAACGAAACCGACGUCCGCGGCCGCGGACCCGGCCGAGUCGCUGCUCUUCGUUGGCGUGAUGACAGCCAACCGGUACCUGGGCACCAGAGCGGCCGCGGUGCACAACACAUGGGCGCGUCGCGUGCCCGGCCGCGUCGUGUUCUACAGCUCGGAGACGUCGGUGCGGCCGCCCGGCGCGGCCGACCUGCCGCUGGUCCGGUUGCCGACGGUGGACGACUCGUACCCGCCGCAGAAGAAAUCGUUCCUGAUGCUGCAGCAUAUGUGGGACAAUUACGGCGGUACGUACGAGUGGUUCAUGAGGGCGGACGACGACGUGUACGUGCGCACGGACCGGCUGGCCGCGCUGCUCCGGUCCGUGGACAGCCGCAAGCCGGUGUUCAUCGGACAGGCCGGCCGCGGCAAUCAGGAGGAGUUCGGGCUACUCAGCCUCGAGUACGACGAGAACUUCUGCAUGGGCGGACCGGGCGUGAUCAUGAGCCGCGAGACGCUGUCCCGCGUGGUACCGCACAUCAAGCACUGCCUGAAGAACCUGUUCACCACGCACGAGGACGUCGAAUUGGGCAGGUGCGUGCAAAAGUACGCGGGUGUAUCGUGCACGUGGUCUUACGAGAUGCAAACCAUUUUUUAUCACAAUUCCAGCCACCACGAAUCAUACACUGGUAACUUGAAGCAGAAGGAAGUCCAUCGAGCUAUAACUCUUCAUCCUGUUAAACAGCACAGUCACAUGUAUAGGAUACACAACUAUAUGAAGAGUCUUGAGCUGCAGGACAUACAGCAGAAGAAAAUAUUGCUGCACCGAGAUGUACGAUCUAUGAUCGAUCAGCUAAAUAUCAUCGAACAUCGUGUUAACCCGCGACCGGCCAUAGAAUUUAAACUGACCGAAAAAUCAAAACUAUUCAGUGCUAAACCGGGCAAUCCAAAUUACUUGGGUGAUCCAGAUCUGAUUGGAUUGCCACCCGGCCUAAACAAGUAUAGGCCGCGUAAAGUGGUGGACGUCAUCAAAUGGGAUUUCAUAUCGAAAGCUUGGUUCUCGGAUACAGACGCGAAUCCUAGGCGACGGAUCGAUUCUUACUCGAAAGAAGGACUUGAUGACGUCGUGCGAGAGGUAAUGGAUCUGAUAAACAAAUUUUCUAAACAACGCGGUAGAGUGAUCGACUUCAAGGAAAUAUUUUACGGUUAUCACAGAGUGAAUCCGUUGUUUGGCGUCGACUACAUGCUGGAUAUGUUGCUCAUGUAUAAAAAGUACAGGGGCAAGAAAAUGACUGUUCCUGUGCGGCGACACGCGUACCUCCAACAACAGUUUACUGGAUUCGAAGUGCGCGAAGUAUCAGAUGGAUCCGAAGUGAAAUGGAAACAUCCGGCAGACGAGGCGUACGAGUCAGCGGGUGAUGACGCGGCGGCGGGACCAUUCCAGGACAUGGCGGACAACGGGAUGAUAGGUGUGGAAGGACGGCCGGCGAGACGUGGCGACGAGGCGGCGCAAUCGAAGACGGUGCACAUGGUGCUGCCGCUGUUCAACCGACUGGCCACGUUCGACCGGUUCGUCGAGAACUACGAAACGGUGUGCUUGGCCAACGGCGACGAUCGCGUCACGCUGACGGUGGUGCCGUACGGCCGGGAAACGUGGGAACGGGCCACGGCCGCCGCGGCCAAUCUCGCGGCCCGGUACCCGGGGGUAGCGCGCGUCACGGUGCUACCGGAACGGGACGGGCCGUUCGCGCGGGCGCAGGCGCUGCAAGCGGGCGCGGAUAGCGCGCCGGGGCCGCCGCCGGACGACCUGCUGUUCUUCGUGGACGUGGACAUGCUGUGGACCGCGGCGUUGGUGGACCGGGUGCGGUCGAACACGGUGCGCGGCCGGUCCGCGUACUUCCCGAUCGUGUACAGCGAGUAUGACCCGGUAGUGGUGUACGGCCGGAACGUGUCGCCCAACCACUUCCUGGUGAACCAGGACACCGGUUACUGGCGGCAGUAUGGGUUUGGCGUGGUCAGCGUGUACAAGACAGACCUGCAGGCCGCGGGUGGCUUCGACACGUCCAUCCGGGGCUGGGGCAACGAGGACGUGGACCUGUUCGAGAAGUUCGUGCGCGCCCGGCCCGCGGACGUGUUCCGCGCCGCCGACCCGGACCUGGUGCACGUUUACCACCAGGUCGAGUGCGACCCUGGGUUGCCCGAGCCCAAGGCGCGCAUGUGCGACAACACGCGUUUCGAGACGUACGGCAACGUGGACCAGUUCGCCAACAUCAUCUACCGGAACCGGGAACGGCUGUACGAGUUCGCGGCGAGACGCGCGAAUGGCUCACGCAGGGCUGUCGCCGCUGGCCCUGCGCCGCCCGUCAGAUGACUCCGUCCGCCUCGCUCGUAACGCGUUGCCCGUUCAACUCCUCCCCUCCCGUCAUCGAUUUCCAUUGCAUCGUAGCUCAACCGAUAACGGCGAUUCGUGAUCUCAACUCGAUCAAGAAAAUUAGGUUUUUUUUUCUUCUUUUUGUAUACAAUUUUUAUCGUGAUGUGAUAAUAUAAACCCUUAAUAUAUAUAUAUAUAUAUAUACGUAAAAUAUGAUUGAUGUUUGUAUUUUUUAAUUACGCUAUUAUUACGACUGAAAAAUGUU